Molecule: messenger RNA, 3990 nt
Organism: Aspergillus piperis CBS 112811
Lineage: Eukaryota; Fungi; Ascomycota; Eurotiomycetes; Eurotiales; Aspergillaceae
Product: CMGC protein kinase
Exons: 8
Coding region: 1-3900 (1299 amino acids)
Biological process (GO): protein phosphorylation
Molecular function (GO): protein kinase activity; ATP binding
Source: RefSeq, a predicted model, not a curated record
AUGCGCCUGAUCAAUGUUGAUACAUUCAAUUUGGACGAAAUCUAUGGAUCAGUGCCCCGCUAUGCUAUACUCUCACAUACAUGGGGAGCCGAUCACGAGGAACUGUCACUUCGCGACAUCACCGAGAAAAGUAUCAAAAGACAGAGUUUACCAUUCAAAGUCGCGAAAUGCUGCGAACAGGCAAAAAAAGACGGCAUUCAGUAUGCAUGGGUUGACACCUGCUGCAUUGACAAGACCAACUCAGUCGAACUCGGCGAGGCAAUUAACUCCAUGUUCCGAUGGUAUCAUGAAGCUGCCGUUUGCUAUGCCUACCUAGCCGACGUCACCAUUGAGGAUAAUAACCGUUUCCCAUUGACUCAGUUCAGUUCAUGCCGCUGGUUCCAACGAGGCUGGACUCUACAGGAGCUUCUGGCUCCUGAUAAUCUUCGCUUUUUCGAUUCAGGGUGGCGCUACCUCGGAACAAAGGCAAUGAGAUCGGGCAUUAUUGACCGCGUAUUCAGAAUACCGCGUCGGUUCUUGCAAGGAACCCCGUUAAGUGAGGCAAGCAUCGCUCAACGUAUGUCCUGGGCCUCCAACAGAGUCACAAAACGGGAUGAAGACAUUGCCUAUUGCCUUCUUGGAAUCUUCGAUGUGACUAUGCCGAUGAUCUAUGGUGAAGGGACUGAUCGAGCGUUCACUCGUCUCCAGCAAGAGAUCAUGAAAAGCUCAAGGGAUGAGUCAAUUCUGGCGUGGGGUCUUUCCAGCCUGGAGCAUCAUCUGUAUAAUUCAAAUGUUGAUAGGACCUUGUCAGCUGGUGUACUUGCCGCGUCCCCCGCUGACUUCCGAGGUUGUGAGAAUAUUGUUCCGCGUAUGAACGGGACCAGGUCUCCAUGCACGUUCCAGAUUGAAGGGGGCUUGGUUCGAGUCAAUCUAUCUCUACACCAAGACAGAAAUGGGCUUUUCGGCUUGCUCAACUGUGGGCUGUCAAGUCCGAACACUUUGGUAGCAAUCCCGCUUUUGAAAAGCCAGUCGAGUGAAUACUACCUUAGGCCACAAGAUCAUCCUGCAGUGAUUUACGACUCAAUUGCGACUAAGACAUCAGCUCAGCCGGUCUAUAUUCUGAUUGAACGGCAUAUGAAAACACCGCCGACAGCUAGAUAUAACAAUGAUUUCUUUGUCGAGGACCCUAUCGAAGCAGGGUUAGAACUUAUUGAAGUUGAACCUCCAGAUCGCUGGUUGCAAGAUCGGUCUAUUAUUACCACAUCGAGUGACCCUGCUGAUCAUGCUGUCCAAAAGCUCUGGACCCGGUUCCGCUCCGGAGGUGAAGACUCCAACGACUUCCUGGUGUUGCUCGAGUAUGAUACGCAGCCCCCUCAAGCGAAGGCUCGAUGUCACGUGAUGAUAUCUUCCAGAGCCACGUCCCUCCAAGAUCUGGCCCAGAGAUCCGGCUCUAUAAGAAAAGAAGCAUUCGGUAAACAAAGUGCCAGUGAUGGCAAGCUCAAUAUCCAGGCAAGCGUGGAACGAGACGACAUGCAAAAGAUAUUUGUGGUGAUAUUAGCCGUCACGGCGAGUCCGCCCAGUGUCACCAUUGAUGCCACAUUCGAGUUGGAAGUACUGACAUUCAAGCUUGAAGUGGAGGGCAUCAUGAAAGCGGAAGAAGAUUUGCGCCACGAAUCAGACAACCUCAAUCAGCAUGAAUGGGAUAUAAACUCCUCCUUAAAAUAUGCCAAGGCAGGCUUGAAUGACGUAGAAGGGGAAAUGGAAAGGUUCAAUGCGCUGAAAUCCCGGCUACUCAACACGAUCAGCAAAGCGACACAGGAUACAGCAAAUGCCAAUACCCGGGCGGAGGAACUUAGGCAACGGAGAGCCAUGUUGUCGGAACGCAGACGGUCACUUGGAAUGAAAUUGGAUGAUAGGCAUCAAAUAGUGCUGGAGACUGGAUAUGGUUUACCCCUGUAUCAGACUGGAGGCAGGGCGGCGGAAGCUGAGGCCGAAUUUGAUGGAUUGGUGAAAACUAAUAUUGAUUUGGUCAAACACAUCGAUGAUAUGUUAAGGUGUGAUGCAUUUCUUCGACGAUUUUUCUCCGAUAAAAAGAAAAAGGGUUUCCUGAUAUACUUAUGGAAGAAGGCCGAGCAUAUGUAUUCCGGCCACGGGUUGAAGGCCCACUACGAAAAGCCUAUGGCCUUGACAGUCAAGACGUCCAUAUACCAACAAGUGUUCUACUGCGAUGAUAGCUCAGGGAUGAGACGCGAAGAUCGUUGGGAUGUCCAGAAAGAACUCGUCAAGAAGUUGGCCGGUGUCACCACUCAACUGCUCCCUGCGGGCGAAGGCGUUGGGCUAAGUUUUGUUAAUAGUGAGGUUCAUAUAUUCCCUAACCUCGCAGUUGACCAGGUGAAGAAGAUCUUGGAUUCCGCGCCAUUGAGCCCCAGUGGCAACACUGCAAUUGGCACAAACCUAAGAUCUAGAAUUCUGGAGCCGCUAGUCUACAGAAAAGUCAGUUCGCAGAGACUCGAUAGGCCGCUGCUCAUAAUUAUAACUAUUGGUGGUUAUCCGGAGUCUAGAGCUGAAUCUGAAUUUGUGAACGCUAUCAUCGAAUGCGGCAGGAAGCUAGAACUCGCUGGAUACCCCCGCCGCACUGUGAUGUUUAUGAUCUAUCAAGUCGGAACAAGCAAAAAGGCUUCGAAAUUUGUACGACGCCUUAAGGAUGAUCCGGAUCUCUUUCCUAUGAUAUCCGUAUUCUCGGAGUGGGAAGGAUUCGAGGCCAUUGAUCCAACAGAAGAGGUUGGGGAAGAGACUCUCCCAACUUACGAUGCCCAAAAGUACUACCCCGUUCGUCUCGGGGAAAUUCUGAACGGCCGAUAUCAAGUGGUUGCCAAAUUGGGCUAUGGUGUCACAUCUACAGUCUGGCUCGGUCGCGAUCUAAGUGAUUCCAAGCAUGUUGCCUUGAAGAUUUAUGUUUCUGGUACUAUGAAGAGUAGCAACGAACUAGCCGUAUACGAACGCAUAAACGCAGUUGGAACAGACCACGCCGGAAAGAAUCUCAUUCGUCACCUAUGGGAUCACUUCUUCCUAGAAGGUCCCCAUGGCCGUCACAAGUGUCUCGUGCAUCAACCGCUCGGGCUUAGUGUAGACCAAUUCUUGUACUUCUUUCCGGGGAGGGUGAUGAACCUCGACGCUUUGAAGCCUUGUCUACGGCAGGUAUUGGGUAUAGUUGAUUUUCUGCACACUGAAGCUAGGGUCAUACACACCGAUCUACAACUGAAGAAUCUCCUACUUCCCGGAGAUCCUAAGAACUUCUCGGGUCUCGAAGACGCAGAGAUUGAGGCCCCUUCGGCUAGGAAAAUACUUGGCCAUGAGCGCACGAUCUACACCAGCCAAAUUGUUGUCCCUGGGAAUGGAUUGCCAUUGCUCAGUGACUUUGGAGAAGCUCGGUUCAGCGAUGAAGGGCAUGACGAGGAUAUCAUGCCAAAUCUUUACAGGGCUCCCGAGGUGGUGCUAAAGAUGAACUGGGAUAGCAAGGUGGAUGUGUGGAGCAUUGCCCUGAUGGCCUGGGAUAUAGUCUGCUCUACCACGCUAUUCGAUGGCAGAAACAGUGACGGUGUUUUCGAUGAUCGAGUUCAUCUUGCCGAGAUGAUUGCAAUCAUGGGGCCACCUCCCAACGACUUCAUCAAACGAAGCAAAGUAGGCUCGGUUUUCUGGGAUAAGGAUGGCAAAUGGAAGGACCUUGCGCCGGUGCCGAACAUGACACUCGAGGACCGGGCGGCUGAUAUCCAAGGACCUGACAAGGAAGCAUUCUUGAAACUUAUGCGAAGAGCGUUAACAUGGGACCCUAAGGACAGACCAGCUGCCGGAGAACUGAUUUUUGAUGAGUGGCUUAUGAAGGGAUUGCAGCUUCCGGCUCAUCUGUCGAAGCACACCUAGUUGUGAUGCGAUUUUUUUCUGUUAGAUUCAUUGUAAAGUGUCGAAUUUGGCGGAUUAUACCUCUUGUAGCUCACAAGAGGAACUCUUCCU